Necator americanus (New World hookworm) is the source of this 1206-nucleotide messenger RNA. RefSeq lists its product as uncharacterized. The record is from RefSeq and is a predicted model, not a curated record. The transcript has a single exon. Bases 1 to 1206 code for a protein of 401 amino acids. NCBI's taxonomy places the organism in Eukaryota, Metazoa, Nematoda, Chromadorea, Rhabditida, Ancylostomatidae.
AUGCCGCUCUGUCUCACCUUCAUCGACUUAAAGAAGGCCUUCGACUCAGUUGAGACGGAAGCGGUCGUGGAAGCCUUGGACAACCAAGGCGUCCCUACUCAGUACAUAAAGGUACUUCGAGAGUUGUACACUAACUUCACCACCGGAAUUUUGCCAUUCUACAAGAACAUCAUCAUUGACGUGAAGAAGGGGGUACGACAGGGUGAUACAAUUUCAUCCAAAAUAGUCACGGCCACCCUCGAGAACGCAGUGCGAAAGUUGGAAUGGGACGACAUGGGAGUGAAGGUUGAUGGUCGGCAGCUACACCAUUUGCGCUUUGCUGAUGACAUCGUACUGAUAACACCUAGCAUCAGCCAAGCGGAACGAAUGCUGACCGAAUUCGACGAAACAUGUGGAUGCAUCGGUCUUCAGCUGAAUCUAAAAAAGAUGAUGUUUAUGCGGAACGAAUGGGUCUCGGAUGCCCCAUUCACGCUCAACGGAACGAACAUAUCCGAAUGCACCAGCUACGUUUAUCUGGGUCGGGUACUGAACAUGAUGAACGACCUGACCCCCGAGCUGGGCAGGAGGAGACGAGCGGCUUGGGGAGCGUACAAGAGCAUCGAGGAUGUAGUGAAGAAGACCAGGAACACCCGGCUCCGUGCUCACCUCUUCAACACCACCGUACUUCCUGCUUUGACCUAUGCUUCGGAAACCUGGGCAUUUCGCACGCAGGAAGAAAACGCGGUGAGCGUCAUUGAACGCGCAAUUGAGAGAGUGAUGCUAGGAGUAUCCCGUUUCACGCAAGUGAGGGACGGGAUUCGAAGUUCUCUCCUACAUCAGCGAUCGAAGAUUAGAGACGCCGCCGCGUUUGCCAAGGAAAGUAAAAUAAGGUGGGCCGGACACGUGAUGCGCUUUGAUGACAACCGUUGGACCAGAGCCGUGAGCGACUGGGUUCCCCGCGAUAUUAGUCGCACUACAGGAAGACCGCCGAGCCGAUGGUCAGAUUUCUUCACGAAGUCCUUAAAGAAAAAUAUGAUGCUCUUCGUGUCCCACGCGAAAGGAGGAACCACUGGGCUACUCUGGCACGCGAUCGGGACAAAUGGAAGAAUUACUGGCGCCCGCUCGACCAGUUCGAAGAUCAACGGGAGUCAAGGUGAUCAAGGUGAAUACAAUGUACAUCACCUUCACCAAGUAUUUAUUUGCCUCAUUAAUCCGUCAAGUAAAUAA